Messenger RNA from Durusdinium trenchii, 708 nucleotides. The record is from the annotation of a GenBank genome assembly. Lineage: Eukaryota; Dinophyceae; Suessiales; Symbiodiniaceae.
AUGACCCUGCAGUGGGUAGAAUUCUUUGGAGGCCGUGCGGAAGCGACCCGUAUGAUGUGGUAUGCGGGCUACUCCGUAGCAAAGCUAGACCUCAACUAUGCGCAUGAUAAAGCUGAUGCAGCUCAACGUGCCAAGAACUUUUCAACAAGGCAUGCUAAGAAGUUCGCCAUCCUAGUUCUCUUGUAUGGCGACAGCGAUGAGGGGUUCUGGGCGCAUUUUGGUAUGAAGUGUUCAUCAUGGACCCCGGUCACCAAGUGCACUUGGUAUAUGUUGGCAUAUGGGGGGCCAACGCCAAAGCCCCACUACGCUCUGUCGAACAGCAAGCACACCUCGAAGCUUUGGACCGGGAAGCUGAAAGGAUGGGCCAGGGCUGUCAGAGAGGACCCAGCCAAAAAGUCCAAGACUGUGAUCAAAUACCAAGACUCCAAUGGCAAAAGCCGCUGGAAAGGUUCAGCCAAGCUUCGUGAGGAAUACCCACCACGAUUUGGAUUGGGGCUGGUGAGCAUCUAUCUGGACUUAGUCAAUGAGAAGAUUGGACCACCACCGCUUCCUUCCAUCGUCCCUUCUGCCGAAGAGACUUUCCAGGCAAUGGUCUUCGAUGACCUUUGGGCCGAGGCAGAUCUACAGGCAGUCUGCCACUAUUUGAGGGGUGGGACCUGCCUUGCUGUGCCACCUUCUUUUAGGCCUUUGCUCCCCGCAAGGCUUUAA